Messenger RNA from Homarus americanus (American lobster), 4484 nucleotides. Its product is annotated as ras-associated and pleckstrin homology domains-containing protein 1-like. NCBI's taxonomy places the organism in Eukaryota, Metazoa, Arthropoda, Malacostraca, Decapoda, Nephropidae. The record is from RefSeq and is a predicted model, not a curated record. The coding region runs from base 497 to 1807 and encodes 436 amino acids. The transcript is spliced from 2 exons.
UCGAUUGGAUGACAUGUAAGUUUAACCAAUGUAAUGACUCCAAUUAGGGUCUGGGUGGAGGCGGGGAGUGGGCUGUCCUGGCGCUAGAGGGAGGAGAAGGCCGAGUGCGCAUGUGUGGGCGCGCGGGAGGGAGGGGAGACACCGAGGACAUCCAGGCGAGGGAAAAUCAAAGGGCGAAGAGCAGAGGCCGCGGGCACACGAGCCAGGCCAAGACCGCAGUGGCUCCCGCGCGCCCCUCCCCGCCACCACACCUCACAACCAUCACUCAUUACGUCAACUUGAGAAACCUCCGCAAUAUUACCGAUACCGGCCUAACUACCCGGUACAUGAUAGUCACAUGUGGAAAUUUUGACCUCGUAUAUACGGUCAUGAAGCACUGAUGAGGAGAUAAGUGACAGUACCUCGCGGACAUCAUAAUAACCCACUCGUCAGCUGAUAACGUGUAGGCCUACAGCCACCAUUACCACUGAACAACACCAUCUCCACAAAUAUUAAGAUGGCGACACCGGAAGCCAACGUGACGGGUGUGCGGGGGUCGGGAGACGUGAGCCCUGGCCACGCACCUCCUCCCAGACACCUCCACAACUUCAAUACCUUCCAGUUCGUGUCUCAGCUGGUGUCGGCCACGCCCCCCUACCUGUUCAACAUGUCAGCACCUUUCCCCGGCAACUUCUUCAGCGACCUGCUGCGUCGCAUGGCCCCUCGUGCUGGCACUCCGGGGCUGCCCCCUGACCAGACCUUACAACAGCACAUCAGGGCCGCUCUACUGGCCAAGAGCACUCCCCCGCCCCCACCCUCACUGCCACCCACAGUAAUGCCGCCCCCUCUGGACCUGGCGGCCGCCACCCAUCGCAACCAGGCGCCCCCACAACUGCACCACGACAAGGGCAUCAAACGCUCCCUCUUCUCCGAUGUGUCGGCGCUCAGCUCCAGCGAGGACGAAGUGGGCGCCAAGAGGCCCCGCUUGGAGAGUGAAGGACGCGAGGCUGACAAACACCCCUCAGAGGGCCUGCCAGCCCCCUUCCUCAUGCAGGCACCUUUCCUGCCCACCUCUGUGCCCCCUCCACACGACGUACUCAGCCCAUGGUCCACUCGGGCGUCGCUCCUCCGCCCACAAGUGCCCAUGGCUGCCCAUGUACCGCCCACACCCCUGGACCCCUACCGUCUGUUGCUGGACUUGCGACUGGCCGGGCAGCUGCGCACUAUGGCGGCCACACAGGCGUUGCACAAUAAAGACACAGCUAUAGGUGGAGGAGGCGGGGGAGGGCUGGGGUUUCACCCCCCCAUAACCUCCUCUCACUCACCCAUCACCACCAUCAAGUCUUUCUCCUCCCGCAACUCACCGCCACUACUAGAGUCCCGCCCCCCACGGGACGACCCGCCUCCCGUGUCAGCCCCGACUAGUAUGGGAGUCCUACAUGGCGGCGAUGACCGAGUGUCAGCAUUUCACCCACCCUCACGCCCACACCCAGACCCCGCCGAUACCAGCGACGAGGACACAGGUGAACGACGCAGCUGUAGUAGGAGCAGCAGCGGCAGCGCCAGCAGCAGCGCCAGGGAGGGGCUUGGCCCUCAGUACAUCUUCAAGCACCUCACCCAGAUAUACCGCACCAUCGACGGUCAUAAAGUAGAGGGUAGCGACGGUGUGGAGGACCUCCGCCAUGAUGACGGGCGUAAGGAGGCGCCCCCAGGCUCUCCUGACGGCAGCAGGGGUGGCAGCAGGGGUGAGUGUCGCGGGGAGGGUCAGCCCCUGCACGACCCCCGGCCAGAUGUGGGUCGUGACGACGGCCGCACCAAGGAGGGUUGAUGGUCGUCCAGGUGACCCAGCACUGUGGCCCCCCACACCCACCUGGGGGGGUCACACACCCUCCUCAACACCCACCGGUGUAUAAUACAUAAUGUUGCCAAAAGAAAACCGGAGCCAAAGCUCGCCUUUUAUGAUACAACCUCACUUUCUCACCUUCUAUGUGAUACUCUUGUUUGUGAUGAUUUGCGCUUCUGUUAUGUUCAGUUACUCCUGCCGGCGUCUUGUGACGUCUCUGACGCAACGCUCCCCUUUUGAACAAUCUCGCUAGUCAUUCAGUGUUCAAUGUAUAGUUCACUAAGACAACUAAAUGUCCAGUUUUAUUGUUUUUAUCUAUUCUUUGACAAUUCUUUAGAUGCCAAAGGUAGUGUAGUUGUAUAGAGAUCUUUGUGUAUAUGGAUUCUGUCUCCUUCCAUGAGCGGGAGGUUCUCAGCUCACGGCCCAGCCACCACCACGCACUACAUACACACCCUCACCACCAGGGUUGGCCGGCUAUGCCACAUCCUGCACACAGGAAACUUGGGUGAACACAGUUUACCCAAGUCCUGGCAGGAUGCACGCUUAAAUCUCUUACAACCUAACCUAGCCUAGCCUAGAGGAACUUAAUCUAGCCUAACCUAAUCUCGCUUAACCUAACCUAUUUAGCUAAACCAAACUUAGCUUAACCUCAUCUAACCUAACUUAACCUAACCUAACGGAGGUCGUAUAUCACCUAAGUUAUAUUGGUUUAAUCUUUAUAUUAGGUUAGGCUGGGUUUAUGUGACGCUGCGUCCUGGCCAGGCGUGGUGAUGAGGGCGUGUGUAGCGCCUUCUGCUGUACUGGGACUGGUUCCUACCCUACACUAGGCCCGGUCCUCAGCCUCACACGUACACUCCACCUGGUUCCUAUUAUCCUCUGGGGAAAUCAACAAAGCCUCGUCCUAGUGAACCGGUGUUUGAGUCCUCGACCCAAGUGAGCUGAAGUACCGAGGUGUUGAGGUCCCUCUGAUAAAGUAUACAAGGUAAUGUUUCUCCGGCUGUCUGGCAAGGUUAUAUUAAUGUAAAAAGUGGACUUGUAAUUUUUCAAAACACGGGAUAUGUGUGUAACAAUGAACAGACCGACCGCCUGAACGGUUAGUAAGCGAACUAGUACAGUAAAUGGUUAUGUUUCUUGGACUGUCUGGCACUGAAGCUAAUGUAAAAUUUAGACGACUAAGUCUUUAAAGUAUAGAAGCUAUUAAUAUUUUAUGGACCAUAUAGCAAUAAUAUUUAUGCAAAAUUUUGAUCUAUAAUCUGAUUGGCAAUGACAUAAUAUUUAGCAUCAUGUUGUUCCCCUUUAUUGUGAUGCAAUAUUUACAACAGCAACAUGAUGGUUCAGUGUCCGAGUCCUCGUUUCUCGGCUGGUGUUCGAAUCAUUAUUUCAUGACUACAAACAACGGGUGUUUACCAUAGUCCACAAGUAACAGCUGUAUCCAGAUAUGCAUUAUGCCUGUGGCUGGUCAAUAUGCUGCAUUUUUGUCUGACAUAAUAGGAAAGGAGCGUUAUCUUCUCCAAACCAGGAGACGUUAAUUUGUAUACUUACUUUGUACAGGUAUUCUUAAGAUCAGUCCUGGAAAGCGGUCGCCAAAGCGUAAUACGCCAAAGUUUAUUUUAAUUUACCAGCUUAACGUCUACGUAAAGACAAUCAGUGUCUUGCAAUCAUCAGUUCUCACAGGCUUCCAAAUGUUUCAAGAAUUUUCACUUCAGUAAACACGAGAACGAAGUUGCUGUUCGAAGCCUAGUCGAGAUAUUUACACAAGUAGUGCCAAAACUACAAAAGAACAUAUGCGUAUUCAAUUACACCAAAAAAUUACCUCAAGAAACUGUAAAAUGAGAUUCAAGACUUAGUAUCACAGUAAGUUGUUUAGAUCAAUACUCACAACAUGGCAAAAAUGUCCACGUGAGUUGAGGGAAGACUGUACCGCUGACACAUCACGCACUGGGCGGCCACCAACUGCCUCAUGAUAAAUAAUACCGGUGAAUGAGGGUGUGGGUGAGGUCAGGGGACUGUAGGUGGCAGGAUUCGUCUCUGGCGCCCACCUGCUCCCCUGCACCUGGCUCACAAUCCUGAUACACCUUACCUUUACACGGGUUGUUACAUUUAAGGGAAAGCGAAAUAUCCCUCAUAUUCGAAUAGCAACUUGGUCUCGUGAAUAAUUCUUCAGUAUGUAUAUAGCCUUUACCUUCUCCAUGUCUCUAUAAUGGCCCACAAGUGUGUCCGCUUAUUGAGGGUCGGGUGACGCCGGGAACCACAGCGUCACUCACGGUCACACUGAACCCCCGCACAUCUACUGGAGGACUGUCUGAGAUGGUGCUAAACUACCUCCACGUGUUAUUAAUACAACCUUCGCGCUCGUUAACUAAACUGCAAAAGAGAACAGUGAUGAUCUUGAUAACUUAAACAAAUUAUCAAAGAUGCGAACGUGUGGACAGUCUCAUUUUGUACAGGUUUUGUCGGGACUACUAUACUGACCGGGGCAGGCAAAGACUCGACUCCGACUCUCGCCCACGUUGAGCCACACUACAAAUGGCACAUAUAAUAUCACCUCUCCUUAAUAAGAUGCAUCAUAAUAUUGUAGUUACUGGUUAUCCUGCAGUAGUUUUCCCCUUUAAUGGCAGGUAUACGUUUCUUACAUAAAAGUUUAAAAUAAUUAUAAAAGCUG